This is a messenger RNA of Manihot esculenta (cassava), 774 nucleotides long. RefSeq lists its product as uncharacterized. The transcript has a single exon. NCBI's taxonomy places the organism in Eukaryota, Viridiplantae, Streptophyta, Magnoliopsida, Malpighiales, Euphorbiaceae. The record is from RefSeq and is a predicted model, not a curated record. The coding region runs from base 1 to 774 and encodes 257 amino acids.
AUGGGAGACUACAUAGAUUUCCACCGCCACCAAGAAGCAGAAGAGGAAGGAGGAGAAGAAGAAGAAGCACUCUCUCUCUGCGACCUUCCACUUGAAGAUAACGGUAAGGAGAUGAUGUCCACCCAUAAUCGAAGAUCAUCUUCAGAGCCACCUGAAUUCUUUGAGUUCUUCAGCAACCUCAACUCCGAGAUGUGCUCAGCCGAAGACAUCAUCUUCUGCGGCAAGCUCGUACCCUUAAAUAAAGAACUCUCCCCUCCAACCCAAACUCUCACGCCUCAUUCCCAACAAGACAUACGGCGCAGUUCUUUUUGCCGCCGAUCUGAAUCUCUUCCUGGGUUACAUAGCUCUGUGUCUCGUUCAAAUAGUAUCAAUACUACUAAACUCGUGAUGAGGAGUAGUCGCUCUCUAGAUUAUCGUAAACUUGAGAGGUUUCCCACCUCUAGAAUUUCGCCAGAAUCCGAUAAAACAAUUGAUCGGAACUUUUCGGUGAGAAGUAUUGAAAAAGUUGAUGGAAUGGUUAAAAGGACGGCCAAGCCAAGAUGGUACAUGCUUAUAUUUGGGGUGGUGAAGCCUCCUACAGAGAUGGAGCUAAGAGAUAUAAAAAGCCGGCAGGUUCACCGGAAUUCUUCAACUACGAUGUUCCCGCCCCCACUUUCCAGUAGCAUGAAGAAGUCUUCAGUUGGUAAGGGCUCUCAUAAGCUUAUCAGAGUAUUGAGUUGCAGGGAUCACACCAGUGUGGCUGUAACGACGUCGUUUUACAUACCCCCGACGUGA